This is a messenger RNA of Beauveria bassiana ARSEF 2860, 1815 nucleotides long. RefSeq names its product alkaline serine protease AorO. Bases 1 to 1815 code for a protein of 604 amino acids. The record is from RefSeq and is a predicted model, not a curated record. Gene Ontology annotation, molecular function: tripeptidyl-peptidase activity; serine-type endopeptidase activity. Gene Ontology annotation, biological process: proteolysis. The transcript has 4 exons. Lineage: Eukaryota; Fungi; Ascomycota; Sordariomycetes; Hypocreales; Cordycipitaceae.
AUGAAGCUGAACGUCCUUGUCCUCGCCGCCACGGCCUUGGCCGCACCGGCUUCCAAGAUGGUCGUCCACGAGACCAGAGGUGCCAGCCAUGCCGGCUACACAAAGGGCGCUGCCGUCGAGACCAAUACCCGCGUCCCGGUGCGCAUCGCUCUUAAGCAGCGCAACUUGGACAAUGCCAUGGACCUCCUCCUCAAGGUCUCUGACCCCAACUCCCCCGAUUAUGGCAAGCACUACACUGAAGACCAGGUCGUCUCGACCUUUGCUCCCGAGGCUGGGACCGUUGACGCUGUCAAGUCUUGGCUGGUCGCCAACGGCAUCUCUGCCGACUCUAUCAAGCAUAGCCAGAACCAGGGAUGGCUUACCUUUGAAACGACCACUGGUAAGCUCGAGACUCUGCUCGAUGCAAAGUACAACCAGUACAGCCAUCCUACCCGCAAGGGCACCUACAUCGGCACCGACGAGUACAAGCUGCCCAGCACCGUCGCCGACCACGUCGACUUUGUCCAGCCCGCCGUUGCCCUCGCUGCCGCGGGCAAGAUUGAACGCAAGCUUCCCAAAGUCCCGUUCUGGCCGAUCAGCGAGGCUCUUUCCGUCCAGGCCUCCACCUGCCCCAACCACAUUACCCCUGCGUGUCUCCGUUCCAUGUACAACUUUGAGCAGGGCAGCUUGAAGGACGCCUCCAAUGACCUCGGCAUCUUUGAGCAGGCCGGCGAGCAGUACAUUCAGUCUGACCUUAACCAGUUCUACUCAAAGUACGCGAGCCACGUCCCUAGUGGCACUGCUCCCAAGAACGCACCCGUAAACCAGCAGAGCGGCACCCAGGACAGCGGUGAGGCCGACCUCGAUUAUGACAUGGCCGUGCCCAUCAUUCACCCACAGGGAACCGUCAAUUACGAGGUCGGCGCCCCCGACGACGCCCUGUCCUUCUUCGACCCUCUUCUCGAGGCUCUCGACGGCUCCUACUGCAACGACAGUGGCGAGUGCGGCAAGUACAAGUCCACCAACGUCAUCUCCAUCUCCUACGGUAGCGAUGAGGUCGACUUUCCUGCCAGCUAUGCCAAGCGCCAAUGCAAUGAGUGGAUGAAACUUGGUCUUCAGGGUGUUUCUGUCCUCAUUUCCUCUGGAGACUCGGGUGUUGCCAGUCGCGAGCGUGAGUGCUUGGGCAGCAACCAGGACGUCUUCGUUCCCGGUAUCCUUGGCGGCUGCCCGUACAUCACAUCGGUCGGCGCCACUGAGCUCCCCAUCGGAUCCAGCCCCGGUGACGCCGAGACGGCCACCAUGCACAAGUUCUCCUCUGGUGGCGGGUUCAGCAACGUCAAUGCCGCCCCCGACUACCAAAAGUCUGCCCUCGCCACCUACUUCUCCCAGCAUGAUCCCGGUUACAAGUCCUACAACACUACCGACGGCGUCAUCCCGAGCAACGGUGGUAUUUACAACCGCGCUGGCCGUGGCUACCCUGAUGUAUCUGCCAACGGACUGUACGGUGUCGUCGUCGUAAACGGCCGCGAGGGUACCAGCGGCGGAACGUCCCAGUCCGCUCCAAUCUUCGCUGCUCUCAUUAACCGCAUUAUCAAUGAACGCAUCAAGGCCGGCAAGAAGGGCCCUCUGGGUUUCCUUAACCCCACCCUUUACCAGAACCCUAGCGUGUUCAACGACAUUGUUUCUGGCGACCAGCAUCUCGGUGGCCCUCAGGGCGACGAGUCUCCCAGCGAGUGUGCCAAUAAGGGUUUCUCUGCCGUCAAGGGCUGGGACCCUGUCACUGGUCUUGGAACCCCCAACUAUCCCAAGUUGCUCUCUGUCUUGUUGAAGAACUAA